Myxocyprinus asiaticus (Chinese sucker) is the source of this 6442-nucleotide messenger RNA. RefSeq lists its product as uncharacterized. The record is from RefSeq and is a predicted model, not a curated record. NCBI's taxonomy places the organism in Eukaryota, Metazoa, Chordata, Actinopteri, Cypriniformes, Catostomidae. The transcript has 4 exons. Bases 644 to 1963 code for a protein of 439 amino acids.
GAAGAGUAAGCUCAUCUGCCAGGCAUAUGAUGGAGCCAUCGUGAUGAGGGGUGCCACUGCAGGUACUCAGAGUAAGAUACAAGAUGUGUACCCAAAUGCCCACUAUAUCCACUGCUAUGCACAUCAGCUCAAUCUGAUAAUGCAACAGACCACUUCUCAUAUAGCCAAAGUGAGAUUUUUUUUUUCUGACCUUGGUGGAUUUGCCAGCUUUUUAUCCAGAUCACCCAAGCAUACAUGUGUUCUUGAUAAAGUAGUGGCCCAUAGACUACCAACAUCUAGCAAUGUCAGAUGGAUCUUUCACAGCCAUGCCAUCAAUACCAUGUUUGAGCACAGAGAGGACCUCAUCCGCUGUUUUGAAAGCGACCGAGAUUUGAGUAACUUUGACCCCAUUACUGUCAGAGAGGCAGGAGCCUUCGCCAUGCUGCUGGAGGAUCAGGAAUUUAAGUUCUUUCUGCAACUAUUCCACCACAUCAUGCCACAUGUGCACCUCCUCUAUGCCAAACUCCAGAAAAAGGACAUAGAUUCGGUCCAUAUCAAGGGGAGCAUCCAGCAGGACAUACAAAAGAUCAGGUAGUAGCUGUAUUCCUCGUCGUUGUUGUUGUGCUAAAUUCUCUUUCUCCUUUGCAGAAAUUCUCUCCAUUCCAUGGUUGACCAAAGCAGUGUAGGUGGUUCUCAGCCAGCAAAGAGGCAUCAGUCACUCAGUCCAGAGGUCCAUGAAAGGAUUGCAGCAGAGCCUUGCAGCCUAUGGGCUGUUUGUUUAGGGUGCUCAAACAGGGAGGAUAUCAUGGACCCGAAUGAGAAGAGGCCCAACAAGUGGUGGACUGAACCUGACACGUUUGCAAUGUUAGCUCUCAUAGAGCAGAUGGGUUUAGUCCAUGAGCUGGACAAGAAGCGUCAACGCAACGAAUCUCUUUUCCGUCAACUCCGGCUCAGUCUGGCCAAGCGGGGCAUCCACUUCACUGUCACCCAAAUCCGAAAUCGCUGGAAAAGCCUCAAACACAAGUACCGCAAAAUCAAACUGGCCAGCUACCGGAGUCCAGCUGCACGCCUCUCUGCUGUAGAAUCAUUCCGUUAUUUCCAUAUGUUGGAUCACAUGUUGGUGAGCAAACCAAAGGCAGCAAACCAGGAGGAGGACCUCACUGAUGGUCACAGCCCAGUUGAAUGGUCACUCGUGGACCUGAAUGACCACAAAGACAGUCCUUGGCCUGAAGGCAUAUUCCCUAAAUCUGAGCCUGAGAACAUUACUGCUAAACUGGAACCUGAUGUUGAUGAGAGUAUGAAUCCAGAAGAUUUGGCUAGCUCUGAGCCUCCGAGCUGGGCUGUAGGACCAGAUGAGGUCAUGACUCUGGGGUUGUCGGGAGAAUAUCUCUAUGCAGUGAAGACUGGACCGACAUCCCUUUGCAAUCCCAACAGCACAGAAAGUACAAGAGAGGCUGCAGUCUGCAGCCAAGAUGAUUUUCCAGGAAUGUCUGAGGAGACCAGCAGCCUCAUCCUCCAGCAGCUCACCAUUCUGAACCACCAGCUUGGAGAACAGCUGGCUGAGCAGAAAGCCUUCCAUUGCAGCAUGCUGGGAAUGAUGGAUCGCCAGAUACAAGUCCUGGAACAGCUCUCCAAUUUCACCAGGAACCACCAACCCAAACCUGAAUCCACUGAGGCGGAUUCCUCCAUUAGUCAGAAAGUCAAUGAAGCCAUGCUGCGCAUCCUGGAGGCUCAAACACAGACACUUCAGCCAUGCCCCCUGUUCCCCAUGCCCAAGACAGAACCUCCUCCUCCCCCUUGGAAGGUCUCACUCUUGGAAGUCCACAAGAGGUCAACACCCGUUGAGGGAGAGUCAGGCAGUGAGACUGAUACCUCUCAAACCAUGGAGGGGUACAAACACAGCCCUUCUAGCCCACAUUCUUUAGAGCCUUCAUCCUCAACCAAGGCUGCAAUUUUGCAGAAUGGAUUGUGUCAUCACAACUAAGUGCUUAUUUGAACAUAAUAAACAAGCCUUUUGUCCUUAGCGUGGUUUCACAUAUAGUACAUUUUAAGUGAACCAAACCCAGUUCAGGUUAAAGUGAACCAGAAAGGGAACCAGCUGCAAAUGACCUCAGUGAUUUUGGUGUUCACAAUGUAAGUGGACUUAAAAGAGGACCCAGUUUCUUUUUUUUUGGUCCUCUUCACAUUAAUGUGGUCUCAGACCACUUGUUGUUCACACCACGGUUUUCUUAAGAACUCAGACCCCAUUGCAGCUAGGGCUGUCACAAUUAUGAAAUCUGGCUGACAAUAAUCUUUCAUAAAUAAUUGCGAUUAUUAUGAUAAGCAAUUGUCAUACAAAUUGUCAUACUUCUUAAGGUUCACGAAUGCUUAUUACAGAUAGGCCUACACCUUUAAUAAUUUAGUGAUGUUUAACUUGAAAUCAUAUAAUAAAAUGGGGCUAUAUGAUUACUUUUAAUGCUUUAAAGAAUAUUUAAUUUUUCAUAAACAAUUAUUGCACAGGGAUAGAAUUACAUAAAAAGUAAUGUCUUAUGUUAUAUCAUUUAUGAAACCCAGACAACACCGCCAAUUAUAUUACAUUAUGCAAUAGUAAUAAUGUGUACUGUAUUUCUGUCCUAAAUUCUUCACUCUCUCACGUUAUGUUAAGGCUCUCCGAUAAAACCUACAAGCCCUUAUUUCGCAUUAAUUAAAACAUUUGAAAUUCUUUGUGCAUCUGAAAAUAUGUUUCUUUAUCAUGUCGAGCGUAAUGGAGCAAGCAAGCGUCUCCUCCUGCGUGUCAUUUUCAUUGUGUGUAUGAGCCAAGAACGUUUGCCAUAGCGCAAAUAAAAUUCAAAUGAAACUAUAAAAAUCCUCGCUUGUAUUUUCGUGGGAGUUUGAUGCAAACCUCCUUAGAUGGUAUGCCCAUCGGAGCACUUUAAAGCGGUUCAUUUUAACGCUCUGCUCUGAAUGCGGCCGGUCCAUUCAUUUUAGAGUGUACUCGCACUAGGCCCGGUUGCCUUUUACCAUGCCCAAGCACGAUUGUCCCCACUCCCCGCUGACCUGCACUUACAUUGCACUUAAUGUUCCGGGCCUGAGCAUGCUUACAUCAUUACGAUGAAGACAACAGGACGAAAAGCGCUCUCGCAGAGCACAAUGGAGUCCAUCAUUGUAACGUUACUUUGUGGCUUAUUUUGAGUCGUUUGGGGCACGGUGACGCACGACCCUCUUACAUGCCUAAUUGUCGACAGCAUGGUACCACUGGAAUUUAUCCUUGUCAUCCGACGAGCUGCCAGAUUUACGGAUUGCGUCCCGUACCUUCAGAUACUGAACCUGCAGUUUUUUCAGCUUGUCAAAUCAUUGCUCAAUGGUUCUUUGGUAUCCAUGAACACGAAUAUGGUCGCAAAUUUUACCAAAUAUCUCAGAGUUCUUGUGUAUUGUAUCCAGUUGUUCCUGUAUACUCUCGUCUGCCCAAAUUUCCAGUAAACACUGCACCUAUGCCGUAGACCAAAGUGAUCCCUUUGCCCAGUCGCAUCUUAGACGUCAUGUUUCGAGUUCCGUGCUCGGUCACGGUUAGUGAUCAAACUAGAUGCAUACUUUGCCUGAGCAAUCUGAACCAUGCCCGAGCCCACCUCUUCACCUGCUCAAACGAACUAGGUGUGAAAACGCCCUUAGACCCUGUUUACACCUGGUAUUAACAUCAAUCACAGGUCUGAUCACAAGGUGUGAAUGGGGCCGCAGAUGUUUCAGGAAGUUGUUUGCCUAAAGAUGCAAUAUCUGAAAAAUCUACAAAUAACACUUUUUAGUUUUCAUAAGAAAGUAUCUAGUUUUAAUCAGUGACACUUUUGAGAAAUAGAACAACAGACUCAUUGGUUUUAGCCCAUUUAUUUCAUUUUGAUUCGUUUGCUAACUAACAUUUGAUGUGAUUCUUAGAUUACAAGUAACCUAGAAUGGUGUUAAGAAAUUACACUAUCUAGAGGAAAAUAUUGGUCAUUGGUUACCAAGCUUAAAGUAAUAAAUUUGUGUGACAUUUAUGAAUUUCUGCUAAUUAGGUUCAGGCUAAACUUUAAGGCUGAUUUUAAUAAGAGAGUGUAUGUUCUCAUGAAUUCCAUCCUUUUAAUCUCAACUCAAAUGUAGUUUAGUAGAAACUUAUAAGUCUGUUCAUUUUUAAGAAUUGCUUGCCUCUUAAUAUAAAAUAAUAUUUCACUGACUUUUGGCAUAAUAUUAUUCAGAUUCUCUUCGUCUUUGAAACUUGGUAGACCAGGAAUAGUUGAAACACAGUGUUAGUUCCAACAGUCAUUACUAAAAUCUAAAUAUAAACAGUGAAUUUGUUGUAGAUUUUGUUUGAAAUAAUGCAUGCUGUUGGUGUUGUAGCCAGGGACUAAAAACGGUUCAAGGAAAGAAAACUGAAAACGAAUGGAAUUUUUAGCAGAACAUAAAUGAAAACCGGAACAAAGUGAUUUUUAUAACCAGUUAAUUUUGUUAUGAUAAUUUUUGAAUGAAACCAAAAGCCAAAGGGUUUAUCACAGUAGCGCCCCCUUGAAAAUGGGCAUGUAAGAGGGCUCUGUAGCACCCCUAUUUUCAACUGCAGUCACCAAAAUUGGUACAUAUAUAGUUCUCAUAAAGCUGAACAACUUAAUACACACAGUCAUUAGCUCUGCCUAACAGGAAGUUGGCCAUUUUGGAUUUUCUGAAAAUUGCAGGCUCUGAACUUUUAAAUACUCCUCCUAGGGGAUUCAUGUGACUGGCACAAACUUUGUGCAACAUCAUGCCAAGACAUUGUAGAUGCAAAAUUGCGAACAGAUUUUUGAUAUUUUGAAUGGUGUUGCCAUGGUGAAGCAAUACAUUUAUGGUGAAAAAUGGGAAACAGGAAGUGCCUUAUAUCUUCAGUGUGCAUUGUGUGAUUUUGAUGAAAACUCAGCUGUAUGUUUGGUAAAUAGGAGCUGAUCACAUGGAUGCGGCUAUUAUGGGACAUGGUCAUAGUGCCACCACAUGGUAGCACGAAGUAUGACACUUUAAACAGACUUUGAAAUAGCCCUCUUGUGUUUACAUGAAUUGCUUCAGAAUUCUUUAGAAUAAUGUCAAGACACUACUUAUGUAAAAUUGUAAAGGAAUAUUUGAUAUAUUAAAUAAUGUUGCCAUGGCAACACAUUAAUUGUUAUUCCUUUCUUCCUAUAUUGGUGUUUUUGAGGCAUUUGGGAUGCUUAAAAUUUCAUGAAAUUUUGCACACAUAUCAGAGUCGUUGGCCAUUAGGGCUGGGCAAAAAUUCACGCAUGGGCAUGUAGGGGGGACCUGUAGCACCCCCUUUAAAAUGGGCAUGUAAGACAGCCUCUGUAGCACCCUCAUUUUCACCUAUAGUCACCAAAAUGGGUGUAUAUAUAGUGCUCAUCAAGAUGGACAACUUUCAUAAUUAUAGUUAUUAGCUCCACCCAACAGUAAGUCUGCCAUUUUGGAUUGUUUGAAUAUUGCAGUCUCUGAACUUUUAAAUACUCCUCUUAAGGGAUUCAUGAGACUGUCACCACAUUUAGACAACAUUAUGCAAAGAUAUAGAAGAUGCUAAAUUGUGAACAUAUUUUUGAUAUAUUGAACGGUGUGGCCAUAGUGAGGCAUUAAAUUAAUGGGGGGGAAAAUGGAAAACAGGAAGUGUAGCAUAUCUUCUUUGUGCAAUGUAUGAUUUAGAUGAAAACUUAGAUGUAUAUUUAGACUUGGGGACUAAUCAUAUGGAUGUGACUAUUUUGGGUCAUGGUCAUAAUGCCACCACCUGGCAGCAGGAAGUGUGGCUCUUACAACAGACUUUAAAAUUGUCCUCUUAUAUUUACUCAAAUUGUUUAGAAAAAUGUCAAAUGCCAAAUGCAUGUAUCCACCUUACAUUGUUUUCUGAAAGCCACUGAAAUGAACUCGUGCUUGGGCCAUCAUCACUGCUUGCAGCUAUAUUUUUGAGCUCGUUAUUCCAGAUCAGGUUUCUUGUUUCUCUUGCGAGAUCUGUCAACACUGCAAUUGAUAUUUCACCCACCCCUUGGUGCAGAGUACUGUCUUUUUAAAAAGAAUGUUAUUAACCAUUCUUUUAUUUCAUUCUAACCGGUUACCAUUUGGAAAGAGGCUGCAGAACUUCUGAACCAGAAAGAAAAAAUAACAUUUUUGCUCAGAAAAAAACAAAAUGAAAACUUUUUGUUUUUAGUCCCUGGUUGUAGCAACAAACAGGGCUAGAACAAUUUAUACUGUCUGGUUUUGCUGGUGUUUCUUCCAAGUGAAAAGAAAAAGGUGGAAAAGGUUGAUUUAUUACAACCACUAAUUUUUGGAUGGGUAUAAAUAAAUUACCUAAUUUUUUAAGGUUUCUAUUUCAUCACUUCAGAUUUACAACUACUGUCUCAAUGCUUUGAAACCAUAUAUUUUUCUUCCAGAUAAAACAGAGCCUCUCAUAACUGAAAUAGUGGAACAAGGCUGUGAAGUAUAGGCUUAGUUUCUUUAAUGGCAUGCAUUGUAUUAAUUG